Molecule: messenger RNA, 1271 nt
Organism: Gossypium raimondii (Peruvian cotton)
Lineage: Eukaryota; Viridiplantae; Streptophyta; Magnoliopsida; Malvales; Malvaceae
Exons: 9
Coding region: 137-943 (268 amino acids)
Cellular component (GO): SAGA complex
Source: RefSeq, a predicted model, not a curated record
AGUAUUAAUUUUUAAUUCAACAAAAAUUGAACUUUUGAUCUAAGUUAGGAUUAAUUGGAGCGAAAAUUUAUAGCUUGAAGUUAUCCUGUAAAACGGACAACAUUGUAUUUCCGACCAAGGCAGGGAACAGGAUACGAUGUCGUCGCCGGACAUUGCUUCAAUCUUGGAAAACUCAAGGGAACUCGAUCGGUUAAGGAAAGAGCAAGAAGAUGUGCUUGUCGAAAUCAACAAGCUUCACAAGAAGCUUCAAGCUACUCCUGAGGUAGUUGAGAAACCUGGUGAUUCUUCGUUGGCAAGGCUAAAAGCUAUGUAUAUUCAAGCUAAAGAUCUUUCAGAGAGAGAAGUAACUAUUUCCAACUUGUUAAUAAGUCAACUUGACACUUCCCUGCCAUCUGGACUUCCCAGACAACAACGAAGAAAGAUGGAUGGUAAUGAUCAGAAAAGAAAAAGGAUGAAGUCAGACUCAGAUAUAUCUCGUCUUUCUCCUUCUAUGUGGAGUUAUAUCGAGGCUUGUGUUAGUUUCAAAGAUGAACAGGUGGCUGCAAGAGUCACCUCAGAUGCUGAGAAGGAUGAGUGGUUUGUUGUAAAAGUGAUAAAUUUUGAUGAGAAAACAAAAGAAUUUGAAGUACUUGACGAGGAACCAGGUGACGAUGAAGAGGGUAGUGGCCAAAAGAAGUACAAGCUGCCUGCUUCUUGCAUUAUACCUUUCCCCAAGAGGAAUGAUCCUUUGAGCACUCAAGAAUUUCCUGCUGGAAGAAAUGUUUUGGCCGUUUAUCCAGGAACAACUGCACUCUAUAAGGCAACUGUCAUCAGUACUCCUCGAAAGAGGAAAUCAGAUGAGUAUUUACUAGAGUUCGAUGAUGAUGAAGAAGAUGGAGCCUUGCCACAGAGGACGGUACCUUUUCACAAGGUGGUUCCGUUGCCAGAAGGACACCGGCAAUGACAUCUGUGUAUAGAUGUGCAUAAUACAGAGCUUUAAAUUUUGAGCUGGCGUUAGAACAUUUGAACCAGAACCAUAAUUUUCACGUCUCCCGUGGUGUAUUGGGUUAGUAAUGGAAUAUAUAUAUAUAUAUAUAUAUAUAUAUAUAUAUCCCGCCUUGUUCAGGAUUCUAAAGUGAUUCUUCGUUAAUUGUAAAGGCUGGCAAUUCAUUUCUCUUCCUCUUGUAAGGCACGAAAUUCCAUUCAAAUCGCAUUAACAGACAUUUUUUAAUUGGAGAAAAAUGAAUACCUACAAAAUGAAGUUCGCUGCUGUAGGAUUACAUGUUGAUUAA